UUCUGAAUGUAAUGCAACAUAUAUUGGUCAAACCGGUCGGAAUUUUGAUACACGUUACAAGGAACACAUAUCCGCUGUUCGAAAUGACCGUCCACAAAGGUCGCACUUUGCAAAGCAUCUCCUAGAUACUGGCCAUAAGCUGGCAGAUAAUCAUAUGUAUGACAUUUUACACACUUGCAAUAAAGGCCUACGACUAUGCGUUUUGGAACAAUUAGAAAUAAUAAAACAUAAUAAGUCAGGAAUUACCUUAUUAAAUGAACAAAUAGAGUUAUCGAAGUCACCACUAAUAAAAAUGUUUGAAUGCGAUGCGAGAUAAAUCGCUUAUAUUAUGAGUAUCUUGGCAACGCCCACCUCUUGCCCCACCUACUUUUUGGUCUAUAAAAGACGAAGCAAAGGUCGAAAACGACACUUUGCAAUUGCACGUUGUAGAGUCAACAUCUCCUGAGGAUGCUCCGGUUUCGGGGUGAAACGUACGUAGAGAGUAUUUUGUCGGACCUGGGUGACGUUGUCGCAUGGGUUCGCCGAAUUUUCGCGGUUGAUAGCAAAAUAAAUAAAUCAUUAUAUAAUCUAAGAUGUAAGCGGGCAAAUUUGUUAGGAGUAUGAAAAGGAUGUAAAAGACCACCCCCUUCGGUCUCUACACGACAUCGUACCAGAACGCUAAAUCGCUUGGCGAUAUACGUCUUUGCCGGUAGGGUGGUAACUAGCCAAGGCAGACCUCCCACCAAAUGACAACCUCAUGAUAACCUCAAUCGGUCCAGCCGAGUGCCUAACCCGGGACUUCCGUCACCUCCGUCUUGUAAAUCCACCGCGCAUACCACUGCGCCACGAUCCACAGAGACCGUCAAUUGGCAGUUAGACACCUUAGUAGGUAUUCACUAAUUGCCAGUUAGACACCUAAGGCGCUUAUGGCACCGAAAGAUAUAGAGGUCACCGUAGUUCACGGCCAAAGUGUUUAUCAGUUCAUUUAAUUUUUCUCGUCCGACGUCGACGUAGAGUUUAGUUUAGUUGUGUAGUGGAUAUUCGUGUGGAAUGAGCUAUUUUGGUGCACUAUAGCAUUUCGGCGUAAAUAGUACCUACUGGUGAAAUUAUAAAACGUGUUUCUUUAAUGUAUGCGAACUGAAUGUGAAUGGAAAAGUUUAGUGUUUUUAUAUCAGAGCGAACUUAAAGUUUGGCGCGACCUUUACUUAAUUAAUUAUGUUUUUGGUAUGUCAGCUGUCUCGUGAUAAAACCAUUAUAAAAAUAAAUACCUUUCUUAUCAAUAUGAUAACACUUCUCGUAUUACAUGCUAAAACCAUGUUCAACAUAUAUAUCUACAUUUUGACAUAAACAACCAGUUUUUAGACCAAACAUAACAUGCCACUAGACGAUUGUUAGGGCUUCUAUUAUCGAGUGACCGUUAUAGGUGUCUCUGUGGUGACUUUUGAGACUUGAUACACGUUUCUGUUGUGAUCGCCAUACAAAUUGCUGUUAAAAUGAGCACAAGAAAAGUUCAAACUGUGAGAGGAGACGUCACACCCCAAGUUCUGGGGAGGACUUUAACCCACGAGCACUUAUGUAUGAAGUUCACCCACUUCUACCGUGAACCUCCGCGAGAGAUAGAGAAUAACUUCAACGAAGGCAUAACAUGCAGCAAGGUGGGCUACAUACGGCAGUAUCCGUACAGCUCGAAGUACAAUCUGCUGCUAAAUGAUGAUGAUGCAAGGGACGCUGUUACGAGUGAUGUUCAACUUUACAAAGCAUUAGGUGGAGGUACCAUAGUGGAAAACUCGACAGUUGGUCUGGAAAGGGACAUUGAGUUUUACAAGAAAGUGUCGGAAACGACUGACGUACACAUCGUCGCUGGCACUGGCCACUACAUAGCUGAUGUGCAAGCCGAUAACACCUUGCAGAGUACUAAGGAGGACCUAUACAAUCACAUGCUGCAGGAGAUUACUGUGGGAUGCGUGGACUAUCCGACAGUUAGAGCUGGCUUUAUGGGAGAGAUUGCUAGCGUAUGGCCUAUGAGAGAUUUCGAGCGCAAAGCGAUAUCAGCAGCGGGCGAGCUCCAAGCGCAGAUUGGGUGCGGGGUCAGUUUCCACCCGCACCGGGAUCCGGCCGCGCCCUUCGAGAUCCUCCGCCUGUACGCAGAGGCCGGCGGGGACGUCAGCAAAGCUGUCAUGUCGCAUUUAGACCGAACAUUGCUCGAUCCAACAAAACUGAUGGAGUUCUCUGAACUGGGUUCAUACUGCCAGUUCGAUCUAUUCGGAGUGGAAGUCUCGUACUACCAGCUGAAUGUUGACACGGACAUGCCUUCUGACUCUCAGAGGAUGGGCAUGGUGCGCCAACUGGUUGACGAGGGAAAGGAGGACAAAAUACUGUUAUCACAUGAUAUUCACACUAAACAUAGACUGACGAAAUUCGGCGGUCACGGCUACAGUCACAUAAUAACCAACGUCCUGCCGAGGUUAAAGCAUAAAGGAGUAACACAGGAAGUUAUUGAUCAAAUAACUAUUCAUAAUCCAGGCAAGUGGCUUACUAUGGCCACUGCAUGAAUUUUUAUUUAUAAAAUAAUCCUAUAAGUACAUCUCGUGCGGAUUAACUUGACACGUGGCUCGAAUGAUGUUUGUACUGUGUUUGUUUGGUUGUGUUUGGUAGACAGGUGUCGAGCUCAUGCGUACGAGUUAUAAUAUGUAACAAUAACAUUUCAAAAAAUACCUUAAUAUAAAUGUCAUAUAGGCAUAAUUAUUUGAUGGUCCAUCAUACGUCUUAAAAUUAAGAAUUGUGUAUUUGGUGGUUAAAUACAAGUUUAUGUACCUAUGUUGUUCUCAUAGAUUUACGAUUCGGUAAUGGUUGUUCUGUUUUGUUUACAUCAUUAUAAGGGUUUUAGAUGGGGGGAGGGAUUAAAUCAGUCCUCUGCCAAAAAUAUAGUCUUCGCCAUAUUUAAUUUGUUAUUCAAUGUUUGUUGUGAUUGUAUAGUAAAAUGUUGGAUGGAUAUGGCAUGUGGCUCAAUACGGUUUUGUCUGGAAUAAAAGAGUCGUAUGUCCAGCUGUGGACGCCCAUACCGUAGAUAGAUAACUACUAUAUCUUUAAUCUCUGCCGAUCAUUAUGAUAAUGAUAAUUGUAAAAUAAAAAAAAUAAUUGUCUAUGUUCAUUCUCGAAAUUAAUUUAAUUAAACAUAGUUAAUAAGUUAUAAUAAAAUAAAAAUAAAUACUAAAAUAAACAAUUUAUUUAUA
Molecule: messenger RNA, 3212 nt
Organism: Bicyclus anynana (squinting bush brown)
Lineage: Eukaryota; Metazoa; Arthropoda; Insecta; Lepidoptera; Nymphalidae
Product: phosphotriesterase-related protein
Exons: 7
Coding region: 1473-2531 (352 amino acids)
Biological process (GO): catabolic process
Molecular function (GO): zinc ion binding; hydrolase activity, acting on ester bonds
Source: RefSeq, a predicted model, not a curated record